ACAGCGACAUGACCACAAUGGAAAUCGCGCGCCACGCCAAACAGACUCUGCACGCCCCUGCGCUCCGAUUUGAUGCUCUCUGAGAUUCUGAAAAUACACGAAGGAGAAAGACAAGUCCCAAGGCAUGAAUACAAUAUUUAAUCAACUAUAUGUCCACUCUAAGCGUCCGUCUUGCUGUACCUAUUGACCAUCGAUAGUUGUGUGCUCAAGUUUACCGAGAUCCAAAGUUGUCAGGCAGCGUUCAUUGAACGCAUGCGCAUUGCAUCCACUAUCCAGCUCAAAAUAAGAGUUAAAACAGAAACGAGUGCAGGAGGAGGAGAGCAGGGAGAGAUGACUGACACCCCGCCCAGCGAAGGCCCUUCCCAGGGGGCAGAGUUUGACAUGAUGGGUGCUCUGGACUGGCAGGACGGCAUCGCCACACUGCCCGGCAGCGACAUCAAGUUCCGUAUGACAGAGUUUGGAACUUUGGAGAUCGUGACAGAGCCAGAGGUCAAAGAGGCAGGGCCAACCCCCCAGAACCCUGCCCAGUCGAAAAGCCCGACCCCUCCACCAGAGGCCCAAUCAGAGAGCAGUGCAUCCUCUUCUGCAGCCAAGGAAGUCCAGCCACUUGCACCUAAGGCUCAAGGCCCUGUGCUUCUGUCUCUAGAGGAGGGUCCCACUAUGGAGGAGCCGAGGGCGGAGGCGGGCCCCAGGGCGGAGGCGGGCCCCAGGGCGGAGGCGGGCCCCAGGGCGGAGGCGGGCCCCAGGGCGGAGGCGGGCCCCAGGGCGGAGGCGGGCCCCAGGGCGGAGGCGGGCCCCAGGGCGGAGGCGGGCCCCAGGGCGGAGGCGGGCCCCAGGGCUGUGAUGGCUAGCUGUAGGUCGUGUGGGGGCUCCGGUCCACUGGAGAGUUUCCUCCAGGGCAAAUACUGCAGCUCCAUUUGUGUCCAGCCCUCCAGUGGCAGGUCAUCACCCGGAGAGCGGAGGGAGAGAGAGGGGGGGGAGGGGGGACUGGGGAAACGAGUGAGGAAGAAGAGGAAGAUCUACAUGGACUCUGGUGAUGAAGACGAAGACAACCAGGAGGAGGAAGAGGACAAGUCCAAGGCUGUCAAAGGGAGGAGAGCUGCUAAGCUGGCCAAGCUAGUGACAGCCCCACCCAAUAAGAAGCGACCCUGGAGCUGGCCCUCCUACAUGGAGGAGGAGAAGGCUAUAGCUGCCCCCCUUAAACUGUUCAAGGAGCACCAGUCGUUCCCUCAGAGCAGGAAUGCCUUCAAAGUGGGGAUGAAGUUAGAAGGACUGGACCCCUGUCACCCCUCUCUGUUCUGUGUGCUCAGUGUUGCUGAGAUCCAGGGUUAUAGGGUAAGGCUUCAUUUCGACGGGUAUCCAGAGUGCUAUGACUUCUGGGUAAAUGCUGACACCUGGGAUGUAAAGCCGGCAGGCUGGUGUGAGAAGAUGGGACACAAGCUGCUACUGCCGAAAGGUUGUAAGGAUGGGGAGUUCAACUGGAACAUGUAUGUGAAGAACUGCAGAGGUCAGCUGGCCCCCAAACACCUCUUCAAGAGCCUCAACACGUCGGUGACUCCGUCAGGGUUCCGUGCGGGUAUGAAGCUAGAGGCGGUGGAUAAGAAGAACCCAUAUCUGAUCUGCGUAGCGUCCAUCGCGGCUGCUGUUGACAACAGACUCCUCAUACACUUUGACAACUGGGACGACACCUAUGACUACUGGUGUGAUGCCAGCAGUCCCUACAUCCACCCUGUAGGCUACUGUGAGGAGGCUGAGCUGACCCUCACCACCCCUGCUGAGUAUAAGCACCCGAGGAGUUUUUCCUGGGAUAAAUACAUGGAGGAGACUGGCACACAGGCAGCCCCUGCACGUGCCUUCAAACUGCGUCCGUGCCAUGGGUUCCAGGCUGGAAUGAAGCUGGAAGCUGUCGAUAAGAGGAAUCCCAUGCUCAUCCGCGUAGCAACCAUCGCAGAGGUGGAGGACCACCGACUGAGGAUCCAUUUUGAUGGCUGGAGUGAGGAGUACGACUACUGGGUGGAUGCUGACUGCCCAGACCUGCACCCUGUGGGCUGGUGUCAGAAGACUAGUCAUCCCCUACAACACCCCUCCAAUGGCUCCACUGAUAUGCUGGUCCUCCCAGGGCAGGGAUGUCCUACCCCAGGAUGCAAUGGGGUAGGUCACAUCCGAGGACCCCGCUACGGAACCCACUACACGGGGGUGAGCUGUCCGUACUCGGAGAUGAACCUGAACAGGGAGGGCCAGGUACCAGACCGUCUGAGUGGAGAACGACCUAUGACCCUGAGUGGGCCUCAUCACCGUGGGCGACGCCCAGACCCUCCUCCACACACCCAGACAAACAGCCCCACCACACCGGAGCAGCCCGAGCCUGCAGACGACUCCCCUCAGACCAGUGUAACUAAGGGGCCGACGGUUGACGAGGGUGAACGAUGCAGCAGUCAGAGUGAGCCACCAGGGGGCUCCACUGAGCCCAUCAACGACGGAGCCAAGGCCAAGAGGUCUGCUCCAGUCCCAAAGUAUCUGAAGCUGCACGUCGUCAAGCAGGAGAGUGGAGAUGGGAAAGACUCCCUGUCUCUCCAGCAGGCGCUCCAUGAGUCAGUGUUCUCCCCGGGUGGCUCCUCCUCUCCCCCUCACAGGGUGGCUCUGUGCUGGGACAAACACUGCCAGCUGCUCCCUGAGGUCCUGGGCCUCACAGCUAAGAGAGUUGCAACCUGGACCGCCGACGAGGUGGCCAGUUUUGUCAAAGGGCUCCCGGGCUGCAAAGAGCAUGCUGCCACCUUCAGGACAGAGCAAAUGGAUGGAGAGGCCUUCCUGCUUCUCACCCAAGCAGACAUAGUCAAGAUCCUGUCAAUCAAACUAGGCCCUGCCCUCAAGAUAUACAACGCCAUACUCAUGCUGAAGAACGCUGAUGAGGAGUGAGACGCCCCCUCACGCUUCAUUUCCUCCCACACCCAACCGCUGUAUCUGAAUAGUCUAGAGAAGCCUCCUCACCUUAUUCUCUUUGGUCUUCAUCUGCACUGAUCUGAGGUCGUAGGAUAGGUCAGAGCAACGUAAUGCAUGGCCACCAGGAAUCUGCUUUCAGCUAUCCUGUUAUUUCACAUCAGUGUAGAGGAGUAGAGAGAAUGUACCUGGUGUCAGUGUAGAGAGGAUGUACCUGGUGUCAGUGUAGAGAGGAUGUACCUGGUGUCAGUGUAGAGAGGAUGUACCUGGUGUCAGUGUAGAGAGGAUGUACCUGGCGUCAGUGUAGAGAGGAUGUACCUGGUGUCAGUGUAGAGAGGAUGUACCUGGUGUCAGUGUAGAGAGGAUGUACCUGGUGUCAGUGUAGAGGAGUAGAGAGGAUGUACCUGGUGUCAGUGUAGAGGAGUAGAGAG
Oncorhynchus mykiss (rainbow trout) is the source of this 3368-nucleotide messenger RNA. RefSeq names its product lethal(3)malignant brain tumor-like protein 4. The record is from RefSeq and is a predicted model, not a curated record. NCBI's taxonomy places the organism in Eukaryota, Metazoa, Chordata, Actinopteri, Salmoniformes, Salmonidae. Gene Ontology annotation, cellular component: nucleus. Gene Ontology annotation, molecular function: zinc ion binding; chromatin binding; histone binding. Gene Ontology annotation, biological process: negative regulation of DNA-templated transcription.